This is a messenger RNA of Saprolegnia parasitica CBS 223.65, 1059 nucleotides long. RefSeq lists its product as hypothetical. NCBI's taxonomy places the organism in Eukaryota, Oomycota, Saprolegniomycetes, Saprolegniales, Saprolegniaceae. The transcript has a single exon. The record is from RefSeq and is a predicted model, not a curated record. The coding region runs from base 1 to 1059 and encodes 352 amino acids.
AUGGCUACCCCAGCGCCGCCAGCAACGUUCACCGUCAUGCGCAGCCGCGUCACGGAGGCUGACCUCAUGGCUGCGAUCCGAGAGUUCAAGCGGCGCGGGGCCAACGGCGACGACGUCGACCUGCUCAUUGCCCAAAACGUGCUUCUCCGCCGCUGGCUGGACGGUCCUUAUUCCAGUGGCGCGGUCUUCCGAGCAACGUACGAUGGCGACGUCAUUACCAAGACGACCCGCGGCGACAUUUACAUCACUACGGUGCCUGGUGAAGUGCACCAAGAGGCGAUUCGGCUUCUGGGCCGCGUUGUGGACGACGCCUUGACGGAUACGCCGUUAGAGUGCGUCAUGGGCGUCUAUUACGACCAUGCCGGCCACGUCCGCACACCCGACCUCGCGGUUCAACAAACGAACCCGGUUCUCGACGACCCCAACAGCCAUUUGCCCCGCUGCAUGAUCGAGGUCACCGUCACGCACCGCACGUCGUUCAAUCGGCACGACCUGGAUACCCGCGCACUCUUCGAUGAGUUUCCCCCGCUCCAGACGGUCCUUGUUGUCGUCCUCUACCCGCUGCGGGACGCAGCGACGCUUGACCCCAACAUGAACCCCAUCUUGGCUCAGAUGCCUGCCCUCGCUGUGCUCUACCGUCGUUUUGGCAACAACAUUGCGAUCACGGAUGCCAUGAGCUGCGGCAACGUUGCUCUUGACGAUGGCGUGUACCUUCCAGGGCACAUACAGGUGCGCAACGAGGUCGCUGCGAUGGCUGCCGAGCUGCCGCAAGUCAUCGAGCGCCAGCCGCAUGAUCAGGGACCUUCCAUUACGCUGCUUGGCGACGAUCUGUACCGCGCCACAAAUGAACACGGCCAUAUUAUUCAGGGCUUGCUCCCCGACUACCCCGUGCAUUUGGCAACGACGAUCGCCACAUCGAUUCGGACAGGAUUCAAAGUCGCCACCCGAGCCAACGCCCUCGCCGCACUUGCUGCUGCUGGACAAGCUGCUGCCGAGCAAGCAGCCGCUGCGGCACCGAAUGUCGGUCGCCGCAACCACCGCUACAACCUCCGCCACUGA